Messenger RNA from [Torrubiella] hemipterigena, 3591 nucleotides. Lineage: Eukaryota; Fungi; Ascomycota; Sordariomycetes; Hypocreales; Clavicipitaceae. The record is from the annotation of a GenBank genome assembly.
CGCGCCCGGCACUUAGGAGGUGGGAGCAAUAUUGGCUUCCGAGUCGUCUCUACAGUAUAGAGUUGGGUGUCGCUGACGCAAAUGAGCGGGGGCCACGAGGACAAUGGCGUAUGGGAAGUUGAGAGAAGAAUGGUGUGUGUCUGUGUGUGGGCAGAGCGACGAAUGCUAACAGUGCGGUUUUUGCAGGCCGACAAGUUUCAUUUCUUCAGAUUCAUGCGCAUCCAUCUGUCUGCUCUGUGGAAGGCCGAUAAAUUUCAACAUUUCUUUGGCGCCAGCAGCCCAAGGUUUGCCUGUGGCUAUCGCCAGUCGAGGGGCCCAGAAAGCAGCGCUCUCCAUGUCAUACAUCACCAACCUGCCAGACCUUUCUUGUUCGGGUCUAGUCCCGUGGCCGCUUUUGCACCGGCAGUCUUUGUGGUGUCAUUGGUCAUGUGAGCCUGCAGCGUGCAGAUAUUCCUCUUUAACCCGCAUGAGAGAGCCCUGUUUUGCCCGCUUCGCCCAGCCCCCCCUUACCUGCUGCAGAUAAGGGUGACAACGUUUCCAGAUAUCGCUUGUCCUGCAAGUCACCGUGCGGGUCUCGACGGAACAGAGCUCCCCUUGUGCUUCCGGCUUCUCGCAACCCAUCUAAAGCGCAAGUGGUUGCAACUGGAGGCGCUCUGAACCUUCACGUGGCUUGCCCGAUAUCUGGAUGGCUUGAGAUGAAUGUCGUACCACUAUUUUCAACUUGCGGUGAAAGAUUCUUACCUACUCUCAGGACAUUUCAACGUGGGCUCGACAUUUGCAUCUCGUCUGUUGGGUAAUGACUAUUGGUCAAAAAUGGGGCCAAACUCUCUACUCUUAAUUCUCUGCUCUGAGGAGUUCUUGCAGGAAAAGAAGAGAUGGAGUGGAGUAACUUAAACAUUGGUGACCAAAUCGCUGAUGCUCUAAGUGUAUGUAUCACAGGGAUGCGAGAUCGGUGUCGAGGCCUACCAUGGAUUUACAUCACCGCUACCUUAAGGGUAUGGGCCGAAUCGCACUUGAGUUGAUCUUGUACUUUCCAUGCUGGGUUUGUCUCAAAUAUUGCUGGGCCACCGCCGAUUCCCUGUGCCUCUAUUACGAUACGAUACAGUGCGGUGAGCGGGUCCGAGAUCCGUCCCCGCACGUUAGGAUGGCUGGCAGACCGCAUCCCACGUAGCAUCGCAGCAACAGAGAAGCAAACUAGUUCAGAAACGAUCGUCAUGUAGCUAUUCUUCUUGGCAAUAGCGCGGCGCUUUUACCAAAAGCUUUCUGCCAACGAGUCACACUAAAGUCUAGUUUACAAGCGGCUCGGCCAACAAACCUCCGAGGCGGGGUAAUUUGUGACAGCCCGUCAUAUAUAUCAGAGACAAUGGACUUCAUUCUAAGGGUUUUUAGUCUGGCGGAUUGGAUUGUAUCUGAUUUUAGUAUUAUGAAAUCCUCCUACUUCACAAUUGCUACGCAGUCGACGUUGGCGGCCGUAUCCAGCGCCAAUACGUUGAAGCCAUGGAAAUAUGAACCUCUACCGUUAGGUUCCGUCAAGCCUAUGGGAUGGCUGCAUGGUGAAAUAGAUGCAAUGGCCAAUGGUCUUGCAGGCCAUGAGUACGAUUUCUAUAUCUUCGUCAACGAAUCAUCAUGGCUGAAUAGGCCAGGCACUGGUGGUGUUGAAUACAGUGGGCUUAACGAGGCAUUACCAUACUGGUUUAAUGGCCUUGUUCCUAUGGCGUAUAUUUUGGACAACGACAGACUCAAAGGCCAGGUGCACAGAGUUACAGAAACGGUUCUGAGCUGGCAAGCAGAGGAUGGCUGGAUUGGCCCCGAAGUUGGCGAUGAUCGGAAUUUUUGGGCGCGUGCACCGCUGUUUCUCGGACUGACACAGCUAGCUGAAGCAAAUACAUCUUGGGAAACCAGGAUUGUGAACGCACUACAGAAAUUCAUGGUCCUUGCAAACAAGAUGCUCAAGAACAACAGCCAAGGCUUCACCAACUGCCUACACACCGAUUGUAACUGGGGGCAAGCUCGCAUCCAUGAUCUCAUCAUCACAAUCCAAUGGCUCCUUGAGAAACAUCCAUCAUCACAAGACUCUCUAUUAUGGGACAACAUGGACAUGUUUUACUCUCAGCUACAGUUUAAGUGGGAUCAAUGGUAUACUGAGGGCAAGUAUCCCCAGAUCGUUGAUCCACACGAUGGCUCCAUCUUCCCAUAUAUUCAUGGAGUAAAUGUUGGCCAAGGUCUCAAGGCGUCGACUGUCAUGUAUCGCUUCAAAGGCACCGACUACUUUGUCGAGAAGAGCCACAUUGCCGUGGACUGGACCUUCAAAUACCAUGGUAGCGCCUCUGGAACGAUUCUAGCCGAUGAGGAGCAGCGAGAUCUGGCGCACUACAUGGGCAGCGAACUCUGCACGGCCGUAGAGACAGGCUACUCGCUGGCCUAUAUGUAUCAGGUCCUCGGCAACAACGCUUACGCAGACCGAACUGAGCGCACCAUGUUCAAUGCGCUACCAGUUAUGAUGACUGGCGAUAAAUGGGCGCAUCAAUACAUGGCACAGCCAAAUCAGCCGUUUGCAGUCAGCACCAUUCAAAAAGAUGGAAGCGUACCCCAGCUAUUUACAACAGCAAACAGCGGCGUAGCCACAACAUUCGGAAUGGAGCCACAAUAUCCCUGCUGCACCGUCAACCAUCCCCAGGGCUACUCCAAGUUUGUGAGCAAUAGUUGGGUACGUGUCGGAAACAGUGGUCUAGGGCAUGCUUUACUAUCUCCUUCCACUGUCAGUACUACUGUCAAUGGCGCCAAGGUGAACAUCCAAUGUGAUACUCAAUAUCCAUUCGCCAUGUCCUUCAAGUACACCAUUGAAACUGACAAGGACUUUGACUUCUAUUUCCGAGUCCCAGAAUGGUCCAAAAUCUCCACCGUCGCGUUUGUCAACGCUGGCAGUGCGACAGCUGAGGCAUCCCCGGACAAAACCACAGGCAUGCAUAAAUUUGCGAUCAAGGCAGGGCGAGCAACUCUCGAGAUUGGUCUUGGGACAAAUCUUCGCUUGGAGGACAGACCACGGAAGACCACUGCGGUAUUUUACGGUAACCUCUUAUACGCCCUCGAUGUUGGGUACGAAGUCACCUCGACUCUCCCACAUGCCUAUGGUGACCCCAAGAGUAAUGGCAUCAGUAGUCUCCCGUUUCAACAGCUCCGUGAUGACUACGUCAACAGCACAAAGGAAUGGAACGUGGCUAUCGACCCGUCGACCAUUGAGUACCACCGCCUGACUGGCGACGAUACUGCGCGUAUGCCCAACCCCGUGUUUGCAGACCAUGCCGCUCCCACUUACAUGACUGUGCAAGGCUGCACCAUCCACUGGGACCUGCAUUUGGGUAUCACACCAGAUUGGGCACCAGAUGACCGAACGUGUAUCGGGCCAAAGAAGACAUACCGCCUGAUUCCGUAUGGCUCAGCAAAGGUGCAUAUGACCGACCUGCCAGUGAAGCAGUUUUGAGUAGAAAGCACCCUUGAUAAUUACAGAAUAUGGACUGCUUCUCCAAACCGUACCAUAGUUUUUAGUGUUUGAUGUUGUAUCAUGUAAUCAAUGCAUCGUUAAAGUUCAGU